Molecule: messenger RNA, 1458 nt
Organism: Hemibagrus wyckioides
Lineage: Eukaryota; Metazoa; Chordata; Actinopteri; Siluriformes; Bagridae
Exons: 6
Coding region: 15-1055 (346 amino acids)
Biological process (GO): response to bacterium
Source: RefSeq, a predicted model, not a curated record
UCGACCCAAAGAUCAUGUCAUUUAAGGGAAUGGCUCCACUCUGGAUUGUGUUAUUUCUUGAAAUAUUUCCAGCCUAUGCUGAGGAUUUUAACCCAUCAUCAUUUGUCUCAGUGAAGUCUGGAGAACGUCUUACUCUGAACUGCACAUUUCGAGAUCAACACAUUAAAGAACUUAUGGUUUGGUACAAGCAAAAAUUUGGACAGAUGCCUCGGGAAGUGGGGAAAACAACAGGACUUAAAGACACCCAAAUGUCACCUGAGUUCAGCUCAGGAUUUAAAGUAGAUGAGAUCUUGAAUGGCAUUUCUUUAACAAUUCUUCGGACCAACAAAGCUGAUGAAGGACUGUAUUUCUGUGGAGUAUAUAGUUGGGGCAAAUUAAAGUUUUCCAAUGGAACAUUUGUAGCCGUGACAGAUGACAGAGAUGUAAAAGUGUCAGUGUUGCAGCGCGGCAUGUCGGACUCGGUUCCUGCAGGAGCCUCAGUGACUCUGCAGUGCUCGGUUCUCUCUGAGAACAGAGCAGCAGAACUCCAAGUGCUCUGGUUCAGAGCUGCUCCACCACAAUCCCAUCCUCAAAUCAUUUACACUCAUCACAACAGCAGCCAUCAGUGUGAGAGCGGCUCUUCUACACACACCUGUGUGUACAACUUCACCAAGAACAUCCUCAGCCUCAGUGAUACUGGAACUUACUACUGCGCUGUGGCCCUGUGUGGGAAGAUCAUAUUUGGGAACGGGACACAAGUACAUAUAGGUGUGAAUAAGUUCACUGAGCAACGUUUCAAGGGAUCAGAUUCUGUAGUGAUCUGCCUUGCCGUAGCAUUGGCAGUGUGUGUGGUAGCAAAUUGUGCUCAAGUUGUUUUAUACUGUAAGAAACAAAACACAGUGAGACAUCUACAAGGUUCAUUAAUGGAGAAAGCAAACAAUCAGGGCCGUGAUGCUGUGGAGCUGAAUUACGCUGCUCUAAAUUUCAGUGAGAGGAAAAUUCAAAGUGGAAGAGCCAAAAAAAGACAUCAUCAAGAUACUGUUUAUUCUGAUGUGACAUACACUCCUGCUACUUAGAUUGCUGUUACAUUGUAUUGCUAAUUAUUAUAAAAAUUAUUUACAGUAUUUAAAAGCAAUGUUUGAGUCAAAUGAAUGUAAAGGUGUUUUCACAUCAUCAAAAAAUAAAUAAAUAAAAUAAAACAGAAGAAAACAUAACCAUGGAAGUGCAACCUUAAAAGAUCCAGUUUAUUCUGAAGUCCUAAAACUCCAUGGUAUUUAGAUAAUAAUCAUUAUUUUUGUUCAUUUUUUUUUUAUUGUAAUUGUCUGUGUAUAUCUUUACUCAGAUAGCUCGUAUUGUUUUCUACUAUGCAACAUCUCAUAAAUCACAAAUUUAUACUGUCAAUUAUUCUGGUCAAGCUACCACUCUCUGUAAGUAAUUGAAAAUGAAAAUAAUAGGCUUGAUUGUCUAUAUGUAACUUGU